Molecule: messenger RNA, 2487 nt
Organism: Pleuronectes platessa (European plaice)
Lineage: Eukaryota; Metazoa; Chordata; Actinopteri; Pleuronectiformes; Pleuronectidae
Gene: tap2a
Product: transporter associated with antigen processing, subunit type a
Exons: 11
Coding region: 79-2262 (727 amino acids)
Biological process (GO): transmembrane transport
Cellular component (GO): membrane
Molecular function (GO): ABC-type oligopeptide transporter activity; ATP binding; ATP hydrolysis activity
Source: RefSeq, a predicted model, not a curated record
GAAACUGAAAGUGGAUGGAAACAAAAACAUAGUUUACGCAGCAGAGCAGGUCACAAGAGGAUAACUGCAGCUGGACGAAUGGCAGGAAAAACGUUUCCACGCAUUCACAAAGCGGCUGCUUUGAUAGCGGCCGUGUGCGUCGACCUGUCUUUGCUUUACGCGUCAGGACUCGUGGUGACUCUCAGCGUCUCCUCGCAUCUUGCGCGUCUCUGGGUCUGUGCGGCUCUCCGGUGCUCGGCUCUGACGGUCCUGUCCUUGCUCGCCCUCGGGGACCUCAAGCCGUUGCUGCUGCGUGUUAUAGCGGCGUACUGUCUGCUCCCCGCGGUGUUUGAGACCGGCUCAGCGGCGCUGUACCAUGAGGAGGGCCAGUGUGGGAGACUGGCGGAUGCGCGCUGCUGCUGGCUGCUGUGCGCCGCCGCCUCCAUGGCUGCUGCGCUGUUCUGGGAGAUCACCUUCCCGGACACCGACCAGGCGGCCGCCGGUGAGGAGACCAGGCAGAAGGCCCGGGUCCUGUUCGUGAGAGUGCUGCGGCUGUACAGACCCGACUACCUCCUGCUGCUGGGAGGGUCUGUGUUCCUGUCGCUGGCUGUUGUCUGUGAGAUGUUCAUUCCGUUCUACACUGGGAGAGUCAUCGACAUCUUGGGGGGUCAGUACCAGCUGAGUGAAUUCAGAUCUGCUCUCCUCUUCAUGGGCCUGUACUCUUUGGGAAGCUCGGUCAGUGCAGGCUGCAGAGGGGGUCUUCUGCUUUGUGCCAUCAGCGCCUUCACAUGCAGAGUGAAAGUCAAACUGUUUGGGGCUUUGACCAAACAGGAAAUUGGAUUCUUCGAGACCAUAAAGUCAGGUGAAAUCACACAUAGGUUAUCGAAGGACACCGAACUGAUGGGAAGAACCGUGUGUUUGAACGUCAACGUGCUGCUCAGGACGCUCAUCAAGACGCUGGGCAUGAUCUCCCUGAUGAUGAAUCUGUCAUGGAAGCUCACGUUCCUGGUGCUGAUGGAGACGCCCGUCACCGGCCUCAUUCAGAACAUCUACGACACACAUUACCAGAGGUUGACCCUGGCGAUGCAGAGCUCGAUGGCGUCGGCAAACGAAGCAGUGACGGAGGUGGUGUACAGUAUCCGUGUGGCGCGGAGCUUCAAUGCAGAAAGACACGAGGCCCGACGCUAUGGUGUCCGUUUGACGGACAUUCAAGUCCUCAGGAACCGGCGGGACAUUGUCCGUGCAGUUUACCUGCUCGUGCGGAGGUUGACAGGGUUGUUCAUGCAGGUCCUAAUGUUGUACUACGGCAGGUUGUUCAUCCAGAGCGGACAGAUGACCACUGGCAACCUGCUCUCCUUCAUCCUCUACCAGUCAAACCUUGGAGACAACAUCAGGACACUCGCCUACAUCGCCGGUGACAUGCUGAACUCGGUGGGGGCCGCGGGGAAAGUGUUUGAUUAUCUGGACAGAAAACCUCAGGUCAGCACAGAUGGAAAACUCAAACCCGAUCGACUGAUGGGACACGUCAGCUUCAACCGUCUGAGCUUCGCUUAUCCUGGAAAACCCAACAAAACAGUUCUGCAGGACUUUUCUUUGGAGCUGAAGCCGGGUCAGAUGACGGCGCUGGUGGGUCCAUCGGGGGAGGGGAAAAGCACCUGUGUCAGUCUGCUGGAGCGAUUCUACGAGCUGCAGGAUGGAGAAAUCCUAUUGGACAACAAGCCACUGAAAUCCUACGACCACCGUUACCUGCAUGAGAAGGUCGCAGUAGUGAGCCAGGACCCUGUGCUCUUCUCUGGCUCCAUUAGAGACAACAUCGCCUACGGGCUCGCUGGCUGCUCAUUGGACGAGAUCCAGGAGGCGGCGUGCCAAGCCAACGCCCAUGACUUCAUCAAGCUGCUGGCGAAAGGCUACGACACAGAGGUGGGUGAAGGCGGUGGCCAGUUGUCCAAGAGCGAGAAGCAGCGGAUCGCUGUAGCUCGAGCUCUGGUCAGAAAGCCACAGGUUCUCAUUCUGGAUGAAAUAACCAGCUCCCUGGACACUGACAAUCAAAAUAAGGUUCUGCAGGCCCUGACCGAACGUCCCAACCAGACCAAGCUGGUGAUCGCUCACAAGCUGGAGACGGUGAAGAGGGCGGAUCAGAUCGCUGUGAUCGGUGGAGGCAAAGUGGAGGAGCGAGGGACUCAUCAACAGCUGAUGGACCUGAGGGGGAGAUACUACCAGCUGGUGGAGAGGCACUUCGCUGAGGGAAACUCCACACGGGCUGAAAAUGGAUUGACUGACUGAUACAUCGCGGGAAACAAAACAUACAACAACCAAAACGUCGUAUCCCACUUACCCCUAUUCUGGUGAAGCACUUGGUCUAGUCCAUUUACUGAGCCCCUGUAUUUAACCAGGCUCCCCCCGCAAACACAUCUUUAGGCCAAACCAGGAAAGAGGACUGAUGCAGAAGACACAGUAACUCAAAGACAAAGAAAACUGAAUGCAUACAAAAUCAAUACAACUGAGGAC